Messenger RNA from Mucor mucedo, 694 nucleotides. RefSeq lists its product as uncharacterized. The transcript is spliced from 5 exons. Lineage: Eukaryota; Fungi; Mucoromycota; Mucoromycetes; Mucorales; Mucoraceae. The coding region runs from base 232 to 627 and encodes 131 amino acids. The record is from RefSeq and is a predicted model, not a curated record.
UGUGAUAUUGCGGCUGCGGCUAGUCUUUGCUGUAGGAGGGCGACCCCCUUGGCAGGGUUCUUGAGUUUUUGGAACUCAAGAACCGUAAAUGGCUGUGACUGCACUGUACAUAGGUGCAAUCGGACUGACCUGCUGGUCUUCUGGCUGGAAUUCCUAAAUAUAUGAGCAGAGACAUGUUGCAAUGAGAGAUAUUCUCUCUCUAUUGUGUGCUCAAAGGGUAAAUUCCCAUUCAUGCAAGUGGAAUCCUUAAGGAAGACAAUUAAAAGCAAUGAUACCGAAAGAAUUAGGUAUCGUAAGCUAUACGUAGUUAAAGAUGAAUAUAUAGCUGAUAUUGCAAACGGAAUCAGGGAAGAUAUUCCCAAAUUCCAACAAUACGUCGGUAAUCUCAAGGCAGAUGGAUACGAGGUCAUUGGUUAUGUCAGAAAGUCGCAUGGAGAUGAGGAUAAGGAUACAAGAAUCAGACUACUACAAACAAUGAUGGACAAAAUGCUUGAAAGAUUGCUAGUCGAUAAAAUCUUUGUAUCCCCAAUGUCACAUGCAGGGGAGCCGUUUGGAUCAAGAGAUGUGAAUUAUGAUAUAAUAAAGCCGGUUCACACACUUUGUUCUUCUUCUUUUGUUUUCCCUUAACAUAUUUCUUCUCUCUUAUGAAAGUAACGGAUAAUAUAAAAAGAUAUAUUGUGAUAUUGCGGCUGCG